Molecule: messenger RNA, 7586 nt
Organism: Paramuricea clavata
Lineage: Eukaryota; Metazoa; Cnidaria; Anthozoa; Malacalcyonacea; Plexauridae
Source: the annotation of a GenBank genome assembly
AGGCUGCUUUAGGCGCUGGCUUUUCUGACAAGAUUCCAGCACAUACUGUUACAAUGGCUUGUAUAUCGUCAAACCAAUCCAUAACUUCAGGUAUUGUGCAUGUGUAUUUCAUGGCUGACUGAGACUGGAGUGAUUACUGAAAAACAUCAAGAACUACUUUCCAAGGGCGUGGACACUCGAAAUUGGCACACGCGGUUCCACAGUAUUCUUCUUUCGUUUCUAGCAAUGGGUAUAUUGGCAAGUGGUGGAGCAGACGCGGUCAUUGCUGGUGGUGUUGAAACCAUGUCUGAUGUACCAAUCAGAGUGAAUCGUUCCUUAAGAAAGAUAUUACUCUCGCUGAACAAGGCCAAGACCAUGGGCGCACGAUUGGGAUUACUGUCCUCUAUCAGACCAAAACAUUUUGCCCCUGAGGUAUGAUAGUUUAUAUAUUGUUAUGUUACGCGGCCACAAAGAUUACGAUUACGAUAGCAUUUCUAUAGCGGAAAUGUGGAUGUGAUCCAAUGCGCUUUACAUCAAGUAUUACGCCCGCCUAAUUUGCAUAUUUAGCCUAGAGUAUUUUAUCUUUACAACAAUUGUGAUAUUACUUUCUUAACUGUGUUUAUCCUAACCCACCCUGUCAACUUUCCCUGAGGGAGGAAAGUGGUGGUAUGGUAAAUCAGCUCCCUAUGAGGUUGAUCAGCAGUGUUGUAACGAGUCACCUACAGGUCGAGUCACGAGUCGAGUCACUCAAAGGUCGAUUCACGAGUCGAGUCAUUUCAGUUUCUGAUCGAGUCGAGUCGAGUCAGUGGUUUUACUCGAGUCGAGUCAAGUCAGCGGUUUCACUCGAGUCAAGUCGAGUCACUGGUUUAAGUCGAGUCGAGUCAAUAGCCAGACUUAAUUUGAGUCAGGGAAUUUGAUCAAGUUUACCCACAUCCUUGUCCCCAGGGCCUCUCGGUCGCGCGCGUCCUCCGUAGGCCCUGAAACAUACUGAACCGGAAGUGCAAGAAAACUUGCAGUAGUUUCUAAAGCGCAUGGUCUUGAAUUGGGACACUUUAGCAUUCGUAACAAUUUUCAAAGUGAAGUAUUACGAAGAAACGAAGUAUUUGCGUUGACAUAUGUUGAUAGAAUAAUUUUUCCUACAUAAAACUGCUCAACUUCUGCGAAAUAGCAUUUCUCUGGGAAGCCAAUCAGAUCUCUCGCUUUAGUCGUCUAACCCAGAGCCUAAUUUUCAACGAGUGACCGAGUGAAAAUGGCUCUGGGGACGAGAAUGGUCCACCCCGCGCUUUCUGCAAUAGUUCGUUACCUUAGCUUGCAUUAUGAAACUUGUAAUCAAAUUUAGGUUUUAAGCUAAUCACUUUAGUCAUGUAAUAACAGUAUCUGGGCUGCCAAAGGCUAUACCAAUACCACAGUUCUAGUCAAUAUUAAGUACAACCACAUGAGUUGCCUCAUCACGCCUGCUGAUCGAGUGUACGUACAUACAUCUAGCAUAAGUUGCAACUGGAGUCAGAAUUAACAAAGAAUAUACUUUAAUUAACCACGCCUUGUAAGUUAAUUUGAAAUUAUAUAGCACUUCAUAAAUACCAAAAAUGAAGAUAGCCGGUCAGAAUUAGUACAAGUACAAAAAAUUUUGAAACUCCAUUUUAAAAACUGUGGCACUAGCGUUGUUUCUAAAAGCAGAAAUGUAAUAUGGGCAUGUCCGUCAGGAAUAUAUUGUAUUCUAUGCAAAUCCCAUAUAUAUUCUGAUAAAGUUUCGAAAUUCUCAUUGUUCACAGGGCUCAUUGUUUUCCCCAAGAAAUACAAUCACAAUAAUUUUGAUGAAUUUAUUCUGUACAAGUUGUAGCUGAGUUGACUCGAGUCAUUUACGGCAAAAUCGGCAAGUCGAGUCCGAGUCGAGUCAUUUGGGGCUGUUGACUCGAGUCGAGUCGAGUCAUUUUUCGUUUUGGACUCGAGUCGAGUCGAGUCGCUGAAAAUAGCGACUCGAGUUGACUCGAGUCCGAGUCAAUGACUCGACUCGUUACAACACUGGGUUGAUGAGACUGCAGAUAAUGUAAACUAUCGUGUGUUUGUUGUUUUUACAGCUUCCAGCCGUGUCUGAAUUCUCCACCAAUGAAACAAUGGGACAUAGUGGUGACAGGUACUGUAUAUAGAUCAGUUUCCAUUGGGCACGUAAUCUCAAAACGUUCCGUUGAUUUGGUAUAACCCAGAUUAAACGUUUGUAUUUAUAAAUUGCUGUAAUAUAGUUGACAAAAUGUAUAGUUUUUCAAAUAUUUUUACAACGGUUGAAGCUAUGGCGCUAUCUGGCCUUCGGUAGAAUAUUUUAGCAACACUUCCUAAUAAAGAAAUCUGGCCAUCAAGUAGCGUAUUUGAUAAUGCUUUUUCAAGAGAUACGUUUUAUUUUUAGGCUCUGUGCAUCAUUUGGCAUCACGCGGAGAGAACAGGUAUUUUUGUAGAGCAGAAAAAAAUGCAAUUCAACUACUCUAGAUUUUCGUUGUAUAAUGACGAAAGAAAAUUCAUGCUAUUAUUGAACUCGUCGUUGUGUAGGCAAAUGUUUAACCCCCCAUAAAAGUAUAACGUAAAAGUUUGAGAAAAACAUUUUUUAUUGCAGGACGAGUUUGCUUUGCGAUCUCACACCUUGGCUGACCAGGCUACGAAGGUAACUAUAACGCAAGGAUCUAUACCGAAGUGCACGCCCCUGGUGAAUAUACCCUCCCCCCCCCCCCCCCACGCCAGGCCCUUUUCUGUACGCAACAUUUUCUUCAAAAAAGCCUAUUUUGCCAUGUUUAAAGUCGUUUAUCUUGCAAACGAAAACUGUAAAAGAACUUAUUGACUCAUUUUCUCUCCACUAUUCAAAAAUGCAAUAAAAAUUUUUUGUGACAUAAGUACUUUAAUUAUUUUAGGAUGGCAACCUGUCUGAUGUGCUGGAGUACAAAGUGCCAGGUAGUGUUGAACCACAUUCGAGAGCAUAGAGGGUCGUGAAGGGAUAAAAUGGGAGUUUGGAAGAUUUUCCUAUUUUUCACUGAGAAAUGAUAUUUUUUCCUCUGUAGGCAAGCCUGUUGUUGUGAGCAAAGAUAACGGCAUCCGUGUAUCAUCUAUAGAAAAUAUGGCGAAAUUGCGACCAGCCUUUGUAAGACCCUAUGGCACGGUAACUGCAGCAAAUGCCUCGUUCUUGGUAAGACAAACACCCUUGUUUAUUCUGCCCCAGAUAAAUUGACUUGUUAUAUGAGGGCGUGUCCGGUUGGUGGCCGGACAUUUUGCCGAAAGACAAUUUGCCGAAAGACAUUUUGCCGAAAGACAUUUUGCCGAACGAACAUUUCGCCGAACGGACAGUUUGCCGAACGGACGGUUUGACGAACGGACAACUUGCCGAAAAUACAGAUAUCUUCUGAACAUUAAAAGUUCGCUUAUUAUACGGUCAAAGUUUCUGUGAUUAAUUAAAUUAAAGUUAUUGUCGAUUUUGAUGACCGGAACUUUCAUAGUGAAGUAUAGUUUCGUUUUAUAUUCUUUCAAGUUUACCGAAAUUUCGCGAUAUAUAAAAGAAUAACAUCAUUCAACAUCAUUCAUACUAUUCAUGAAUGCGAUUUCCCCGAGAACUGUGAAUGUAUUCCAUGAUUCUCGAAGUGAAAUUCAUUUACGUCGUUGUCUUUAUAUACACUUGUUUGUUUACGACCUGACGUCAAAACACGUUCCUAGGCCUAGCAAAUGAGUAAUCCGGUGCACAAAUUACAAGCUACCAAUAUAUAGUCAAUAUAGUUUGCACCGCUAACGACCAUUAUGCAAUGCUGAUGACCAUAUAAUGGUUAUUUUACUCAAUGGUUAAUAAUUACACUGUUGAGAAACGAGUCACAGUCCCAAACAUUUUGACGAAAUAACAUCUCUAUUUUCGGCAAGUUGUCCUUUCGGCAAACUGUCCGAUCGGCAAAAUGUCCGUUCGGCAAAAUGUCCGUUUGGCAAAAUGUCCGUUCGGCAAAACGUCCGUCGGCAAAGUGUCCGUUCGGCAAAAUGUCUUUCGGCAAACUGUCUUUCGGCAAAAUGUCCGGGUACUUGUCCGGUUUGCCAGGAACCUCAUCGGAGUGGGAUGUACUACUUCCGCCUGGCUGGGGCGACAUUAUGUAUAAACAUGGCGUCCUCACAAUAUUUUUUGUUGUAAUUAAACAAACUACAUCUUUUAUUACGACUUUAAUAAUAUACAUGAAGAAAUUUCUCAGUUCUGAUUGGCUAAGAGUUGUGCCAUUUUGACGAAAUACAGCGCCAAAAAUGAAACACAAUGCAAAUUCCAUUACUAGCAGAAAAUAAUACAAAAAACCCAAGUGACAAAAAUGGCUGAGGUUUUUAGUAGAUUUUCAAUUAAAAUUGUUUAUAUUAAAAUGAACUAUUUCGAAUGUGACCUAUACGCACGCAUGUGACUGUAUAAUUUUCCCAUGUAUAUUAUUAUUAAUAAGUAAUAGUAUGGUUUCUCGUGCAAUUUGGAAAAACAUACACUCGUGAGGUUUUCAAAGACAAAUUACACGAGCCCGAUUUGAUCGUCCUUGAAAAACUCGCUCGUGCAUGUUUUCCCCAAAUUGCACUCGAAACCACACUAUUAUUACCCAUACUAAUAUAGUGUCUGUUUAGCUCUAUUUUAAUUUUACUUUCCAACUAUGCCGUCCGACACUAUUAUAGGUCAAAAUCGGCAGAAAAUGUCUAUCCUGGUCAGGUGGGAUAAAGCCCAUGUGUUGUGAAACCUAUGUGUUGUAAAAGUAUGGAAGGGGGUUUUAAUAGAAAUUGCCGAAAAUCACAAGAUUUUUUUUGUUUGUUCCUAGACUGAUGGUGCAUCAGCUUGUCUCAUCAUGACAGAAGAUAAAGCACUAGCGUUGGGUCUCAAGCCAAAAGCAUACCUCAGGUAUCCCAAAUAUUCUUUCAAAUGUUUCCCAGUUCUGGUGGCGACUGCCCACGUUAUUUAUACUUAAGAUACUCGAUACUUUACACACACACACACACACACACACACACACACACACAAUGUCUUGGUAGUCAAUGGUCUGGUAGUACCAGGGCCUCUAUUGUAAUCCACCUUUAUAAAAAUAAAAUAAGCCGUCAGCGAGCAGCUUCCGGAUUUUUUACAUUAUCUAUAUAUUCAUCUAUAUAUUCAUGAGUGAAGCCUUGCCCUCGUUACAAAAUAUAUCCAAUUAUGCCAACCUUAUAUAUUAUAUAUAGUUAACUGUUGAACAUAGUUGUUUAUAUAUUAUUAUAGUAUUUUUCUCUAAAACGGCGGUGUUGACAGACCCUCGCUAUCAGACUCUCAGAUUGCUCGGCUGAUCACAGUCCAUUAUACUUCAAAAUUCCGUGUAUUUUAGGGAAUAUGUUUACGUAUCUCAAGACCCAAAGGACCAGCUUCUACUUGGGUGAGUUGUGUGUUACAUUAUAGGCGCGUUUGUAGUAAUAAUGCUUUAACCCAUUGAGUGGCAGCACUCUCUCCUUGACGAGUAAAAUCGUCUGGCGUUAGACAGCGUAAAAUAAUAAAGUAGGGCGAAUGGCCACUAAUAAAGGGUUAAGCUGUAUGCGCCUCCCCAUUUCUUCUGAACCAGAUACUAUUUUAUUAUUUGUUCAUAUAGCCCAGCUUAUGCAACCCCUAAGGUUCUGGAGAAGGCGUCUCUAAAGUUGACGGACAUUGAUGUGUUUGAAUAUCACGAAGCUUUUGCAGUAAGUAUACAUCACAAUAUACUCUACACUUUAGAAAUACUCUGGUAAGAGGUGGAGGUUGAUUGUAAAUGGAUCAAAGUUAAUUCGCUAUAUUUUUAUGAAUGAUUUUGAUAUUAAUUAAUAAUGUGCCUAAAUAGUUAAUCAAAUUUUUCUCUCUGAAAUCGUAGGGACAAGUUUUGUCCAACUUGAAAGCGAUGGAUUCAGACUGGUUUGGCCAAAAUUACAUGGGGAGGAAAGGAAAGGUAAAUAUAUUAUAGUUGUAUUCUUCAAUAAAUGAAUGAUAUUUGGUGAGAAAAUUGAGCUUAUAUAGUUUAUGAAAAUCAGCAUGAUUUUGCAUCAGAUAUACAAACUCCUUCACGCUCAUGAUUUUUUUUGUGUUUUCUUCAUGAAUUAUUGAGUUUCACAAGUAUUUACAUAACUCAAAAGAGCGAAGUUCUACACUACAGCGUACAUUACAGUGUAUUGUGAUUAUUUCAUUUGCAUGUGAAAAUUGAAUGUAUAGUAAUUCAUCUGACCAAUUUAUUUACACCAACCAUACAAAGUUGGAACGAAUGUCAAUUGGCAAAUCAUAGUUUAUAUAAUAUAACUUUCUUUCCAUGUGUAAAAGAUUCGUAAGAAAUUGCGUUUUGGUUUUGGUUUUGCAAGAAUGAGGGGCGGAUAUUAUUCCAAAAGACUAAUUUUAAAACUAGGCAGGGAGAUGCAAAUAAAUCACCACAGCUAGCGCUAGAAAGAGCAUACAAUGAAAAAUGAGUAAAAUUGCAAAGUUUGGUCGCGAAAUGUUGUAAAAUGCGGAAAAUAUAGCCUUGCAAAGUUUCCAGAUUUUGUAUACUUUUGUAUUGCGUGCGGAAAUUGCUACCAUUUUCGGCCCAAAUGUGGUAGCAAUUUCCGCACGCCAUACAAAAGUAUUCGAAAUUUGCGAACUUUGCAAGGCUAUAUUUUCCGCACUUUACAACAUUUCGCAACCAAACUUUGCAAUUUUGCUAAAUUUUCUAUGCUCUUUCCGUGAAUGUACUUUUUUGACAAGAUAAAAAAUAGUUUAUAAUGGGAAUUGCCUAUUAUGUGACAAGAUAGAGUAAUCAGUAAACGGUCAUAGUGGCUUUUUGCUCGAAAAAUGGCGGAUUGGAUGGCGACGAUUGAACACUGCUUCCUAUAACUUCUUGAUAUGAAAUCGUAGGUUGGCAGUAUACCUAUGGAUAAGUUAAACACGUGGGGUGGAUCUCUUUCCAUCGGACAUCCAUUUGGCGCUACAGGAGUACGUCUUGCCACAACCGCUGCUAACAGAUUGAUCAAAGAAGAUGGAAAAUACGCUUUGCUUGCUGCUUGUGCUGCUGGUGGUCAGGUAGGAUGCAUGCGAGAGCGUUUUUAGAAACGCUUUUAAAGUAUGACGAAAUAUGAUCGUGUAAUAUUUGGGUCAUUCGAGGAAGAAAUGUAAUAGAUCUUUACAAUAAAAAAUCCCAUCUUGAUCAACUUUUCCACUGUCAAAGUUUCCGGAUAUGAUGUCAUUAGGUGAAUUGCAAAUUAGUUUUCCUUUGUUUUUUCCCCCCAAAAUUUCACCUAAUGACAUAGUAUCUGGAAAACUUUGACAGUUUAAAAGUUGAUCAAGAUGAGGUAUUUUACUAUAAAGAUACAUUACAUUACAUUACAUUACAUCACCCAGUGUCCUUAUUGUACAAAACUUUGAUAUAGUACAAAUGUAUGUAGUACAAAAAUUUGCCGAUGUUGGUUUACAAGAGUAAUUUUUACUAAUAUGUAUUUUAGGGUCAUGGAAUGAUAGUGGAAAGAUACCCGUCCUAAGAUGGUUUGAUGAUAAUUGUUAUAAACACUGCAUUUGAACUGAUUGAACGGUCAUUUAUAGCAUGCUUUAAGAGAGUGCACUGGUACUAUUGUAAAGUUCAACACUUCUGUACAAAAUAAAUCUCAAAAUUUCA